Styela clava is the source of this 760-nucleotide messenger RNA. The record is from RefSeq and is a predicted model, not a curated record. Lineage: Eukaryota; Metazoa; Chordata; Ascidiacea; Stolidobranchia; Styelidae.
AAGAAGAUAUGGAAGAGUUGAUAACAUAUGAAAACACCACUGAUAUGUUCAAAAUUAUCGUUGGUGUUGGAAUUGCAAAUGAAAGUGACGUUCGCGCCGUAGUUUCAGAUCCGCCAUGUGAAAAUGCAAUAUUUGCUUCAACGUGGAAAAACUUGAAUGAAACGUAUCGUGAAGUCGCAUCUCAGCUGUGUUAUGCAAGAAAUGAUGAAUAUCAGGCUUGGGGCAUUGUUGCUGUUGACGAAGGAGGUUUACGCAGUGAGCCUAGCAAUAUUGUAUCAAACAUUAUUCACAACCAUCGGAGAUUGGUUGAUUGUCCUCCAGAGCCAGAAUUACCUCAACCUAGCGUUGCAGGAAUCGAUGUUACAGUCGUAACCAUUGCAAUUACAAUACCUCUUGCUGCCAUUCUUGGUAUCGUUGGCGCAGUUAUAUGCUUUGGUCAAGUGAAAAAAUACAGAAAAAAGAAGAGAGAAAAAAAGGAGAGAAAGGAACGUGAAGCGGAAGAAGCGGCUGCAGAAGCAAAAAGAGCCGAAGCAAUCAAAAAUGCAGGGAUCCGUGGGAACGUUCGCGCCAACAUGGUCGGUUUGUUACAAAAUGUUCGGCGAAAUUCAAACCUGAAGCUGAAGAUCAACAAAACAGCACCAGUGACGCAGCCACCAGUUUAAAUUACACUCAUGAAGACUUUACUUAUAGACAAGUCAAAAGGUGUCACACCGCCCCACAUUAAGUGCAAACAUGCGACUUCCGCUCCACACUAACUAUA